This is a messenger RNA of Coniosporium apollinis CBS 100218, 1908 nucleotides long. RefSeq names its product leukotriene A-4 hydrolase. Gene Ontology annotation, molecular function: aminopeptidase activity; epoxide hydrolase activity; zinc ion binding. Gene Ontology annotation, cellular component: cytosol. Gene Ontology annotation, biological process: proteolysis. The record is from RefSeq and is a predicted model, not a curated record. The coding region runs from base 1 to 1908 and encodes 635 amino acids. Lineage: Eukaryota; Fungi; Ascomycota; Dothideomycetes. The transcript is spliced from 6 exons.
AUGCAUCGAGCUCCGCAUGCGAUGGUGACCCACCCACCUCCGCAAGAUAUCACCAUCAACGUACCUCGAGAUCCCAAUACCUUGAGUAACUACAACAACUUCGUGACGAAGCAUACCAUCGCCAACUUCGAGAUCAACUUUGAGAAACGAGUGCUUGAGGGUAACGUUGAGCUGAGCCUCGAAUCCAUUACGGAAGGAGAGAUUGACCGGAUUGUACUUGAUACAAGCCAUCUGGACAUCAAAGAGGUCAAGAUCGGAGGAAAGACAGCAAAAUGGGGCCUCGCAUCUCGUUUCGAGCCUUACGGCAGUCCUCUGACUGUCACACUUGAUGGCGGCGUUGCAAAGGGCAAAUGCGUGCAGCUAGAUAUAACUCUGAGCACGACGGAGAAGUGCACAGCGCUGCAAUGGCUGACCCCGGCGCAAACAUCCAACAAAAAGCAUCCGUACAUGUUCUCGCAAUGUCAAGCUAUCCACGCCAGAUCAAUAUUUCCAUGCCAGGACACGCCAGACGUAAAGUCCACGUUCGCCUUCAACCUCCGCUCACCUUUGCCCGUCCUAGCCAGUGGCUUGCCGACCGGCGCCAACAACUGGAAGCCUGGCAAGGAUGGGAAGAGUGGCACACUGCUCUAUACUUUUAAGCAGGAUGUGCCCAUUCCAAGCUACCUGUUCGCCAUAGCUAGUGGCGAUCUAGCCAGUGCCUCGAUCGGUCCCAGGAGCACCGUUUGGACCGGGCCCGAGGAAAUCCAGAGCUGCAAGUGGGAGCUUGAGAAUGACAUGGAGAAGUUCCUCGAAGCGGCGGAGAAGAUAGUGUAUGACUAUGCCUGGACGACGUACAAUGUGUUGGUUCUGCCGGCUUCCUUCCCUUACGGCGGCAUGGAGAAUCCCGUCUAUACCUUCGCGACGCCGACGAUCAUCAGCGGUGACAGGCAGAAUGUGGAUGUCAUCGCGCACGAGCUGUCUCACAGCUGGAGCGGUAAUCUCAUCAGCAAUGCGUCCUGGGAGCACUUCUGGCUCAACGAAGGCUGGACAACAUAUCUCGAGAGGCGUAUCCAAGCCGCCAUCCACGGAGAGCCGCACCGAGACUUCUCCGCCAUCAUCGGCUGGAAAGCGCUGCAAGACUCCGUCGAAAGGUUCGGUGAAGAUCAUGAGUUCACUAAGCUGAUCGUGGACCUGAAGGGCAAGGAUCCCGAUGAUGCUUUCUCCUCCGUGCCGUACGAGAAGGGCUUUAUCUUCCUCUACUAUCUCGAGAAGCUGAUCGGCAAGGAGAAAUGGGACAAGUUCAUUCCUCACUACUUCACGAGCUACAAAUUCAAAUCCCUUGACUCAUACGACUUCAAAGCCACCCUUCUAGACUUCUUCUCUUCGGACUCCGAGGCCUCCAAGAAGCUCGAAGACCUCGACUGGGACACCUGGUUCUACAAAGCAGGCUACCCACCAAAGCCAGACUUCGACACCUCAAUGGUAGACGUAUGCUACAAGCUCGCCGACAACUGGGAAGCGUUCUCCAAAGGCUCGGACAGCGCCUUCAACCCCAACGCUAGCGACAUCGAGGGCUGGUCCGCGAACCAAUGCGUCGUCUUCCUCGAGCGCGUGCAGAGUUUUUCGCAGGCGCUCAAGCCGGGGCGGGUGGACUUGAUGGGGGAGAAGUAUGGUUUCGCGAAGAGCAAGAAUGUGGAGCUGGUCAGUCGGUACUUUGUUAUCGGACUGAAGGCGAGGGCGCAGUCGGUGUAUCAGCCCACUGCCGAGCUGCUGGGCAAGGUGGGCAGGAUGAAGUUCGUGAGGCCGCUCUUCAAGGGGCUGGAUGAGGCGGAUAGGACGUUGGCGGUAGAUACGUUUGAGAAGAACAAGGACUUUUACCACCCGAUCUGCCGGGCGAUGGUUGAGAAGGACUUGUUUGGAGAUAGAUAA